AUGGCGGUGGCACUGGCUAUUCCAGUGGCACAAGCUGUGGCUAUGGUUACAGUUCUGGCUGCGGUGGUUAUGGUUCCGGUGGCUAUGGCUAUGGCCCAGCUUGCAUGCCACCAUGCAGUUACGGUUACCGGUACAGUCGCAGAGGGGGCUGCUAUGACCCCAGUGCCUACAGGUUGGGGUACGGAGCUCGGCUCAACUCUCCUUCAAGAAGACAUGGCGGAAGCUAUCGAGGAAGCUGUGGUGGAAGCUAUGGAGGAGGUUAUGGAGGAUGCUAUGGAGGAGGCUAUGGAGGAGGCUAUGGAGGAGGCUAUGGCGGAAGUUGCGGAUGGCCCUGCUAAUCCCAGCAAGAGCACCCAUGGGUUCAAAGGCGGAGCAGCAAAUCCAGGGCUAAACAUGAUUUCAGAAAGGCUGAGGACGAACAAACCCCUUCCAUUGGUUUCGUGA
Messenger RNA from Podarcis lilfordi (Lilford's wall lizard), 444 nucleotides. Lineage: Eukaryota; Metazoa; Chordata; Lepidosauria; Squamata; Lacertidae. The record is from the annotation of a GenBank genome assembly.